AUGGACUACACAACGCCCGCAUUUGAGGUCUCUUUCAAGGGGCUACUCUUCGACAUGGACGGCACAAUCAUUGAUUCGACAGCCGCAGUCGUCAAGCACUGGCAAACGGUCGGAAAUGAAAUCGGUGUAGAUCCGGAGGUCAUCUUGCAGACGUCUCACGGCCGUCGGAGCAUAGACAUGCUCAAGGUGCUUAGUCCGGACAAGGCCAACUGGGAAUAUGUGAGACAUAUGGAGGGCUUGCUCCCGAAAUUGCACGGCGCAGACGCCGUCGAGAUUCCAGGCGCGAGAGCCCUCCUCGACGCCUUGAUCGCUGCGUCUGCGCGCUGGGCCAUCGUGACCUCGGGCACCAUGCCGUUGGUAACGGGCUGGCUCGACGUGUUGAAGCUGCCGCAUCCAACGAACUUGGUCACAGCUGAGUCCGUCGCUAACGGGAAGCCCGACCCGGCAUGCUACGAUCUGGGGCGAGAGAAGCUCGGGCUCGGUUCUGAUGAUAGUCCUGAUAUCCUCGUCUUGGAAGAUAGUCCUGCUGGUAUCAGGUCUGGCAAGGCCGCAGGGUGUAAAGUGUUGGGCUUGGUUACGAGCCAUACGACCGAACAGGUGCUUGCCGCCGAACCCGAUUGGAUUGUCCGAGAUCUGCAGUCCGUCAAAAUGGUCCGAAGCGAGAAAGACGGCUCUGUGACGCUACAGAUUUCAGAUGCCUUGGCUGUUCUACCCGCAUCUGUUUCAAAUGGGAACUGA
Molecule: messenger RNA, 738 nt
Organism: Daldinia decipiens
Lineage: Eukaryota; Fungi; Ascomycota; Sordariomycetes; Xylariales; Hypoxylaceae
Product: HAD-like protein
Exons: 3
Coding region: 1-738 (245 amino acids)
Molecular function (GO): beta-phosphoglucomutase activity; sugar-phosphatase activity
Source: RefSeq, a predicted model, not a curated record